This is a messenger RNA of Cyclospora cayetanensis, 729 nucleotides long. RefSeq lists its product as uncharacterized. The transcript has 2 exons. Bases 1 to 729 code for a protein of 242 amino acids. Lineage: Eukaryota; Apicomplexa; Conoidasida; Eucoccidiorida; Eimeriidae. The record is from RefSeq and is a predicted model, not a curated record.
AUGCGGAGAAGGCGGGAAGCACAGAGGCGCCUAGAGUACCUACUACGACUAGUGAACGAAAUGAAUACCCGAAAUGAAGCAAUAGAAACUCAGUAUGUUGCAUUAACUGAUGAACUACACAGCACUGGUUUACGUGAAGCAUCUCUAGACACCGGCACGGCUGAACGGUUAGACAAGCGACUUCAAGAUAUUCGGCAGCUUGCCAGAGCAAAAGUCCACGAGCAGGAGGACACCAGUUUUGAAAUAGGAGCUGUCAGCAGAAUGGAGACUGAAGCGACAUGGCAGCUCGUACCCACUACCUUGGAUUUGCAUAUUGAUGUGCUUCCUGUGCGAAAUCAUAACGCGGCCCUCUGGACCCUCACCAACUGCACAAGCAAUAAUUCGAGCACGCGCAGUGGAAAUACAGAUUCAGAUGAAUACAUAGAGGAAGAUCUCGAUGUGCUCUCGCAGGUCUCUGACAAUGCUAACCUUGACAAGCCUGAGGCUACAAAGGCCUUAGAGUGCGGUCGCCAUAUCAUUCCGGGAAAGCAGGUACAUGCUGGCAAACAGGCGGCUUUAAUUGCUGAGUGCCUACCUAUAGCCGUUCAUACUCGGCCAAGAGUAGCACAUCGAGUGGGUAUGUCCGUUUGUUCCGCCCCUGGGCAUAAAGCAGUAGAUGCCUUCGAGAACGCGCUUGCUGGACGGUUAGGCGCUCGUGGCAAACUCGGCAGGACUUUCUUGGCGAGUUGA